This is a messenger RNA of Rhipicephalus sanguineus (brown dog tick), 1283 nucleotides long. Its product is annotated as scoloptoxin SSD976. Lineage: Eukaryota; Metazoa; Arthropoda; Arachnida; Ixodida; Ixodidae. The transcript is spliced from 6 exons. The coding region runs from base 281 to 1198 and encodes 305 amino acids. The record is from RefSeq and is a predicted model, not a curated record.
UGGAGCGUUAUUUGUGGCACGUUAUCUUGCAAGAAAACAGCUGUGGUUGACUCGCUGCACUGAAAACGAGCCGUUGGAUAUGACAGCUGUCCACUCCAACCCGAGUCACUAACUCGAAGUGUUGAGGCGAGGGUGAUGUAUUCGAGAAGGCACGAUUACGAAAACUUCAUCGUGAAACACUUUCUGCGACAACUGCGGCUUGCGGUAUGCCGUGCAGGGUCAGCAUUUUGCCGCUAAUCAAUUUUCUAGAGCAUUGGUAGACGCAUUCAGUGCACAAACUAUGCGUUCCGCGUCGGUGACCGACCCAGUGCAUAACUGCGGAAUCCCGCCGCUCAUGCAUAGGCCACCCUCGAGAAUGCUGACCGACCUGUCCAAGCUGCAACUGGCGUUCGCCUUGGUCGCGGCGUUUGUGACCGGGAAUCAUCUGUGGGGAGCCGACGAGGAACAGCCUGUCGCGCCACCGCCGGUCAUCCCAAACUGCCACGUCCUCAGCACGGGCCUCAACGCCGACGAGAAGGCCGAGCUGCUGCGGGAGCACAACCGGCUCCGCAGCAUGGUGGCGAAGGGACUGCUGAAGGGGCUGAAGCCUGCCGCCAACAUGCUAGCAUUGAGGUGGGACGACGACCUGGCGGAAUUGGCACAAGGGCAGGCCAAACAGUGCAGCUUUUCGCCGGAGGUGGAAGGGGAGGAGAAAACAAUCAAGCCUCUCUCAGUGGGCCAGAACAUGGGCUGGGAGGCGAGCUCGGAGCCGUUCUCGAAUCAUCUGGACCUGCCGCACCUGAAUGCUUGGACGGAUGAGCACACGGACGUCGAAGACGACGUCAUCAGCUCCUACCACAACACCGAACGCGGCAUCGGGCAGUUCACGCAGAUGAUCUGGGCGAAGACGCAGUACGUGGGCUGCGGCGUGGCCACGUACACCCGCAGCGACAAUGUCGGCCACUUUCCGUACCAACGAACGCUCGUGUGCAACUACGGUCCAGGAGGCAAUGUCCUUGGACUGCCCGUGUACAAGGAAGGUGACACAUGCAGCAGCUGUGCAGCUGGCACCACUUGCGACGAGGAUACAGGACUGUGCGUGGUGGACGAAGCCGAGUAUCAGGACAAACCCCGCAAGGUUUGGAAACUUGACGAGGGUGAAGUCAACUGGAGAGCCCUUGGCCUUGCCGUGGCGCUCAUCCUCUGGUUCUGCUUCUGAAGUGCCACGCUCGCCGCAACAACACGAUGAUCAAUUCUAUCGCUGUUUUGUGUCCGUGCGUUUCCUGUCGUACAAGUACCUUAUG